GGCGGAGGAGCUCAGACACAGACAGCGCGCGAGGCAGAGAGCUGCUCUUCAGGGAGAAACGGACACGAGCUAAAGUGAAUACUCACACGUUUACGGAGAGGAUUCGUUCAUUCAUUUAACAUGACUGCGAUGUAACGACACCGUGCCUUCCGUUUGGUCAGUUUGGAUACACUUUGCGGAGGAUGUGUGUGUGUGUUUAAAGUAGCGCGGGAGCUAUUUGAAAAGUAAGUGUACUUUUGUGAAGAAACAGACCGUCAGCGAUGUUUCACAGAACUGGAGAGAUUUAAAGUACGGGUAUAUCAUCUGUGGACUGGGAAUUGAACAUUAACAGCGCGAAACCUCUCAAAAUAGUGAAAGUUUUUUUCAUUUUUUUUCAUCUGUUUGAAGAUUUUUACGCACUAAAUUCUCCUGUUACUCUUUUUUGGGAUAUAAUAACUUUUUAAAUUAAAACUAAAACAACAAUGAAGAAACUUUUCUAGUGAAACAAAGCUUUUCGGAGAACAAUAUCUGCUAUACAUGAGUUAAUAUUGAAAGACAAUGUUUGCUGCCGGUGUCGGACUCAGCCUUGGGCUGCUGUGCUUUGCUGGGUUUUGUUCUGCGAUCAGUUCCAUCGACCCGGACCGGCCAGGUGAAGGAAGAUGCCAGGAGAUUGCCAUUCCUCUCUGUAAGGACAUUGGCUACAACUUAACAGUUAUGCCGAACUUAAUGGGACAUGAAGAUCAAAAUGAGGCAGCCAUAAAGCUGCAUGAGUUUGCUCCGCUGAUUGAGUUCGGCUGUCACAGCCAUCUGAAGUUUUUCUUGUGCUCACUCUACGCACCCAUGUGCACAGAACAGGUAUCCACACCUAUCCCAGCAUGCCGAGUGAUGUGCGAGCAGGCAAGGCAGAAGUGUUCUCCCAUCAUGGAGCAGUUCAACUUUCACUGGCCUGAGUCGCUGGACUGUUCCAGACUGCCAAAUAAAAACGACCCCAAUUACCUCUGUAUGGAAGCUCCCAACAAUGGCACAGAUGAGCCCCCAAAGGGCUCCCACACUCAGUCGCCAGACUCCCGACCCCCUCGGCCAGGUAACAGCCAAGAACUGCCUAUUAAAGAGAGGGUCGGUAAGACCACAUGCAGCAACCCUGGAAAGUUUCAUUAUGUGCAAAAGAGUGAGUCCUGUGCCCCCAAGUGUUACUCCAACGUAGAUGUGUACUGGAGCCAGGGCGACAAACGCUUCUCCAUGGUGUGGAUUGCUAUCUGGUCCAUACUGUGCUUCAUCUCUAGUGCCUUUACUGUCCUCACCUUUCUCAUUGAUCCCCAGCGCUUUAAGUACCCUGAGCGGCCCAUCAUCUUCCUUUCUAUGUCCUACUGUGUCUACUCUGUGGGCUUUCUUGUAAGACUUUUUGUGGGGGUGGAAAAUGUGGCCUGUGAUCGUGACACUGGAGUUCAGUACAUCAUCCAGGAAGGCCUGGAAAGCACUGGCUGCACCAUAGUCUUCCUCAUUCUUUACUACUUCGGGAUGGCCAGUUCCCUGUGGUGGGUCAUUCUUACUCUCACAUGGUUCCUCGCAGCUGGAAAAAAAUGGGGUCACGAGGCCAUCGAAGCCAACAGCAGCUACUUCCAUCUGGCGGCAUGGGCUAUACCAGCCAUCAAGACCAUCAUGAUCCUGGUUAUGAGGAAGGUAGCAGGAGACGAGCUCACUGGAGUCUGCUAUGUAGGCAGCAUGGAUGUCAAAGCCUUGACUGGUUUUGUUCUUAUUCCUCUCUCUUGCUACCUCAUCAUCGGCACUUCAUUUUUACUCUCAGGGUUUGUUGCACUCUUUCACAUCCGUAAGGUCAUGAAGACCGAGGGAGAGAAUACGGAUAAGCUGGAGAAGCUGAUGGUUAGGAUCGGCGUGUUCUCUGUGCUCUACACAGUCCCCGCCACUUGCGUCAUCGCCUGCUAUUUUUACGAGCGUCUCAACAUGGAUUAUUGGAAGAUUCUAGCAGGAGAACAGAAGUGCGCCGAUGACGGUAAAAGUGGGGAAGAGUGCGUGAUGAAGAGCUCCAUCCCUGCCGUAGAGAUUUUCAUGGUAAAGAUUUUCAUGUUGUUGGUGGUGGGCAUCACCAGCGGCAUGUGGAUCUGGACCUCUAAAACACUGCAGUCGUGGCAGAAUGUUUUCAGUCGCAAACUUAAGAAGAAGACAAGGAGGAAGGCUGCAUGUGUUUUCACAGGAAGUGGACCUUACCUCAAGCCUCAUCCUGCACUAAAAGGACACAAAACUAAGUACGAACCAGCAGGUCCUCCUGCAACUUGUGUAUGAGCUGGGUCUCUACGCACACGCAAACAGCCAGAAAUGAAAACUCUGAACUUUAACAAACUGCUUUAUAAAAGGACAAGCCAGCAAAGAACUCCACAAUUCUCGUAUUUAUUAUAUGCAAACUUCAGGUGCAGCAUCCCCAACAAGUUUGUUCAGUUCCUAGUGUUUGUGCUGCAUCUGAAACUUUGCAGACUGGAAUUACAAAACAAAGUAAAAGGGAGUGAGUCCCUUGUGCUGUCAUUGGGAUGCCUAUAUCUUGUCAUGUGCAAUAGUUUGUUUCCCUUAGUGACAGAGAAAAAGGGACUCUGUAGAGCUGUGAUUAAAGACAAUGAAAGGACUCGACAAACAAUGGGUGUGAAUGGCUGGAGGAAAAGCAGCUCCUCUGUGGUGUAGUCGUGUGGCUUUUCUAUGGAAAUGAAGGCUGUGUCAUACACAACUGCAUUGACAUUGGAGUGCAGCUGCUCAAUAAGGCUUUGGCAGAGAAUGAACUGCCUAUUUUUAGGCCUUUAAAUGGAACAAAGUGAAUCUUUAAGCACUAAAUAUUGCCAACACAAUGAGAAAAACCUUGUUAUUUGAGUGGUUUUGUACAGUGAGAUCAUGUCCCUGGUUUGUUUUGUUACACCAAGCUCUUUUUAAUGUCCAUACAUUUGUGUAUAUUUCUAAAGGUCCAUAUUUUAUAAGAAUAAAUAAAACAAUUUAGUUUUA
Molecule: messenger RNA, 2982 nt
Organism: Danio rerio (zebrafish)
Lineage: Eukaryota; Metazoa; Chordata; Actinopteri; Cypriniformes; Danionidae
Gene: fzd10
Product: frizzled class receptor 10
Biological process (GO): cell surface receptor signaling pathway
Cellular component (GO): membrane; plasma membrane
Molecular function (GO): transmembrane signaling receptor activity
Source: RefSeq, marked validated